AUGAUGAUAAUACUUGUCAUUAUAUUCUCUACAAACCAAUAAGCUACGAUUUAUGAGUUUAUUGUGGAUGGAUGGUAAGGUAAUUCGAAUUUUUAUACUUGUUCAAAUAUUGAAAAUUUUGGGUCUCCUUAUAGAUAUGACUUUAUUAAAAUAAAAUAGAUAUCUUUUAUUAUAGCAGGAUUUUUUUAGACUUAGAUCCUCAUUCUCAUAGACGCCCAAUAUAUAAGGUAUUAAAUUAUUCUUAGUGACAAAAGUAUUAAUAUCAAUUAACCACCUUUUUUAGAAGAGAAUAUUUUGGAUUAAGUUAAGGGUAAGUGGCAUCAGUUAGAAGAAGGAUCAUUAGUAGUGGACUAAUUGGAUAUUUGUAUAAUAUUUCUAUUACCCAACACCAUAACAGAAGAAAUGCCUAGAUAAUUGCUUACCUUUAAGAAUGGUUAAUAUCAUUAAAACUAAGUAUCAUUAAUGUUAGUUUGA
Paramecium tetraurelia is the source of this 474-nucleotide messenger RNA. RefSeq lists its product as uncharacterized. The transcript has 2 exons. The record is from RefSeq and is a predicted model, not a curated record. Lineage: Eukaryota; Ciliophora; Oligohymenophorea; Peniculida; Parameciidae.